Macrosiphum euphorbiae (potato aphid) is the source of this 957-nucleotide messenger RNA. Lineage: Eukaryota; Metazoa; Arthropoda; Insecta; Hemiptera; Aphididae. The record is from the annotation of a GenBank genome assembly.
AUGGGCGUGGGCUACGAUAGCGACGAGAACACCGUUGAAGAGUGUCCGCUGGCCGACGGACUGCGACUGGUGGCCAAACAGGAAUUGCGCGAAGAUGACGUCAUCAGGACGCACUCGUUGAGAGCAAUGCGAAACUGGAUAAGGAAACACCCGGACAUCGUCAACUGCCGCACAGAUGCACCAUUUCUGUUGAGGUUUUUAAGAACGAAAAAAUUCAGCGUUCCCAUGGCUCAAGACAUGCUGGAACGGUACCUCGUCAUUAGACAACUGUACCCACAGUGGUUCUCCAAACUAGACGUCGACGAUCCAGUCAUAUCCGACAUACUGGACAGCGGAUACCUAGUGCCGUUGCCAGGCCGAGACGAAUUCGGCAGGUGCGUAAUGUUCUCGUGCGCCGGCCGUUUCGACCCAUACAAGUACACGUCGGCGGACAUGGCCCGCGUGCAUGCGCUAAUCGGCGAGAGCCUUAUGGACGACGCCGAAAACCAGAUCAAAGGCUACAGUUAUGUCAACGACGAGUCUGGAUUGCUGAUGGGACACAUGACGCUGUGGUCGUUCUCUGACCUAAAACGCAUCAUACGGUGUUUGCAAAGUUCGACACCGAUGAGACACAAGUCCACGUACUUCAUAAACGUCCCGAAUUUCGCGGAUAAGUUCUUCACAGCUACGGUUUCGUUUUUAAACUCCAAGCUCAAGAGCCGAGUUAAGUUUUACAGCGGUCAAAAAGACAUACAGAAAUUCAUCGAUCCCAAAUACCUACCGAAGGAGUACGGCGGUGAAGUACCUUUGGCCACGAUGAUAGUCGAGCUGAAGAAGAAACUCCGAGCCAAACGUGAAAUGUUAAUGGCUCUAGAUGACAUGAAAAUCAACGUCAACGGAAAAGGAAAAAUAAUUAGUGAAUUCGACGAUAUGCAAAAAGAACUAACCGGAUCAUUCAGAAAAUUGGAGGUCGAUUGA